Molecule: messenger RNA, 1710 nt
Organism: Choloepus didactylus (southern two-toed sloth)
Lineage: Eukaryota; Metazoa; Chordata; Mammalia; Pilosa; Megalonychidae
Gene: ACP1
Product: acid phosphatase 1
Exons: 6
Coding region: 110-586 (158 amino acids)
Biological process (GO): protein dephosphorylation
Cellular component (GO): cytoplasm
Molecular function (GO): non-membrane spanning protein tyrosine phosphatase activity; acid phosphatase activity
Source: RefSeq, a predicted model, not a curated record
GCGCCGGCGCGCGGGGGCCGGACGCUCGUAGUGCGCAUGCACCGCGCUCAUAUCAGAUUCCGGCCGGGUCGUUGUAUCUCACUCUCUGCGGCUCUUUGCUUUAGAGAAGAUGGCAGCCCAGCCGCCCAAGUCGGUGCUGUUUGUAUGUUUGGGUAACAUUUGUCGAUCACCCAUUGCAGAAGCAGUUUUCAGAAAACUUGUAACUGAUCAAAAUAUUUCAGAUAAUUGGAGGAUAGACAGUGCUGCAACAUCCACUUAUGAGAUAGGAAACCCUCCUGAUUAUCGAGGGCAAAAAUGCAUGAAGAAGCAUGAUAUUCCUAUGAAUCACGUGGCCCGGCAGGUUACCAAAGAAGACUUUGCCACAUUUGAUUAUAUACUGUGUAUGGAUGAAAGCAAUCUGAGAGAUCUGAAUAGAAAAGGUAGUGCAGUUAAAAACCGCAAAGCGAAAAUUGAACUACUUGGGAGCUAUGAUCCACAAAAACAACUUAUUAUUGAGGAUCCCUAUUAUGGGAAUGACUCCGACUUUGAGACUGUUUAUCAGCAGUGUGUUAGGUGCUGCAAAGCAUUUUUGGAGAAGUCACAGUAAAGCUGUAUCCAUUCAUUGCUGAAGGCCAACAAUGAUUACAUCUUAAACAGUGAUGUUCUAGGUUUUUCAGUCAAUCAGUGUGUUAAAAGUGUAGUGCUUCAUAGUUCAUGGCCACAACUUUUUUUUUCAGUUGACUUACUGUUUUUUAUCUUAAAAAAUAAUUGUAGAUGGAAAUCAAUGUUGUGUUUGGCAGAAGAAUUAAUAAAAAUCUUUGAUUCAGACAGUUUAUGGGGUACAUUAGAUGUUCUUAAACAAGUUGGACCACUUAUCUUGCCCCAGUUACAAAAACAGUGGAACAAGCAAAACAGUAGAACCACAAAAUACUAUGUUGUGUGUGUGUUUUAUAACAAUCAUUUCUUUCCAGUGUUUAACCUUAAGGUACUAAUCCAGUGAUGGCUAUCAUUCUAAUAUGCUUAAUAAGUAAUCAAAACAUCAUUUUCAGGCCCAAGUCAAUAUCUGAGCCCUAUGAGACUUUUAAAUAAUCUACCUCUUUAUUAAGUAGAUAUGUAUAACUUGAUGGACAGAUGUCCUCUAUUCACCUAUACUACCUCUCUUUUUUACCCCAGGGCGUCUUACUGAAUUAGAAAUCCCUAAUCAUAGGUCUUCAUAAUCUUGAUUGGAAGUAUUUUGACUCACACAUGCCCAGAGUGCACACUUGAAUGUUAGAAGGAUAGGAAAGAAAAAUGAUUUAUGGUAUGGAAUAAAUCUUUAGCAUUAUUCUUAAUUUUUGUUUAUCUAGUUUAUUUCAUGAGGAAGUCUUUUUCACUCCCAUUUGGACCACCUUGCCUCUGAAAAUUUAUAUCCAGAAAGGACACUGUAUGCUGUUUCAUCUUAUGCUCACUUGACAAAUGUGUCUGUUUUAUAUGCACAUAUAACCCAAAUGUCAAAUAUUACAUAUUGGGUUAGAUGGGGAAAAUAGUUUAAAAAGCUGGAAAAAGGGAUUUCUGUUAUGUUGAAGCCCUUAAAUAAUGUGCUAAGUGUUCUUUUAUCACUGUUUCAUUUAUAGGAGAAUAUAGGUAAUUUCUAUGUACUUUGAGAUAACUGUAAUUUCAAAUUCAUUUGGAUAUAUAUAUCAGAAGGUAAUUUUCAAAAUAAACUGGGGAGUAUAAAAAUAUAGUUAUAAA